This is a messenger RNA of Limanda limanda (common dab), 2681 nucleotides long. RefSeq names its product sphingosine-1-phosphate receptor 5a (gene s1pr5a). Lineage: Eukaryota; Metazoa; Chordata; Actinopteri; Pleuronectiformes; Pleuronectidae. Gene Ontology annotation, cellular component: membrane. The transcript has 2 exons. Gene Ontology annotation, molecular function: sphingosine-1-phosphate receptor activity. The record is from RefSeq and is a predicted model, not a curated record. Bases 388 to 1593 code for a protein of 401 amino acids. Gene Ontology annotation, biological process: G protein-coupled receptor signaling pathway.
UCCUGCCCUGCUCCUCUCGCACAUCACACCACGCAGCCUCGCAUGCUGUUCUCUCCUCCGCUGCUGGGAAGCCUCUCUGGAUAUUUACAAAGUUUUACAGACUGACUCUCAUCGCCUCCUAGUGAGCAGCCCGGGCAUCGAAAAGUCUGAUUUUCUUCUUUUUUUUUAAAAGGAGGAGAAUUCUCAAACCACAGGAAAUCCUAUUUUCUAGCUUCAAAAGGAACUUUCCCCUGCAGCAGCUGUGUGAGUCUGUUUGUUAACUUUCACAUCCAGAGAAGGAAGAAAGAAUGCUCAACCUGAGGACUAUAUGAGAAACCGUCUGUGGAUCUGAUUCAAGAAACAAGAAAAGAACGAACAAGGCGCUGACUUGUGGGAAAUAUUAAAGAAAUGACAGAUAUGACCCAUGCUGCCUACGCUGCCGUGGCGUCGUCUGAGAUGCCGGUGGCGCCGUCCUCAGGAAACCUGCUGAGGAUGUUCCGUGAGUACCAGAGCAACUCGGUGAUCUUAGAGCACUACAACUACACAGGCAAGCUGAAUGAGAACAAGUACAAGGAGGGACUCAAACCCGAGGCCAUCGCCUUCCUGCUGGUCUGCGUGUUCAUCGUGGUGGAGAACGCCGUGGUGCUAAUCGCCAUCUGGAAGAACAAGAAGUUCCAUGUUCCCAUGUAUUACCUACUGGGCAACUUGACCCUUUCCGACCUGCUCGCCGGCUUCACCUACAUGGUGAACCUCAUAGCAUCCGGCUCCAACACGCUGAACCUGACCCCAGUGCUGUGGUUCCUGAGGGAGGGGGGGGUGUUCAUCAUGCUGGCCGCCUCUGUCAUCAGCCUGCUGGCCAUCGCCAUCGAGCGCCACGUGACCAUGGUGAGGAUGAAGCCGUACCAGGGGGACAAGCAGGGCCGCAUGUUCGCCCUGAUUGGGGCGAGCUGGGUGUUGUCCGUGUUCCUGGGGGUCCUGCCCGUCCUGGGCUGGAACUGCAUGGGCCAGUUGGACCAGUGCUCCACCGUCCUGCCGCUCUUCGCCAAAAGCUACAUCCUCUUCUGCAUCACCGUCUUCAGCGCCAUCCUCAUGUCCAUCGUGGUGCUGUACGUCCGCAUCUUCCGCAUCGUCAAGUCCAACACUCAGCACCUGGCGUCGGUUCCCCAGCGCAAGGGCCUCUACCGCAAGUCCCAGAAGUACAUGGCCCUCCUGAAGACGGUCACCAUCGUCCUGGGGGUCUUCAUCGCGUGCUGGUCGCCCCUCUUCAUCUUCCUGCUGCUGGACUUCUGCUGUCCGGCCAAAAGCUGCGAGGUGCUCUUCAAGGCCGACUACUUCCUGGGCAUCGCCAUGUUCAACUCGCUCCUCAACCCCAUCAUCUACACGCUGACCAGCAAGGACAUGAGGAAGGCCAUCAUCCGGCUGCUGUGCCGGCCCUGCCUCCUGACGAAGGACGGACACGUGAAGAAGAUCGGGAUUCCCUUCCUGGAGUGCAGCACCAGUAAGACGGACGCGGCCUCUCAGCACCGGCUGGAAGGGCUGGAGACGACCGUGUCCUCCGGGAACUUUACACCUUCAACGAUCAAGGCCAUUUACCCCAGGAUGAGCAAGACAUGACACACGGCUUUGCCCUGAGAGCAAACACUCAGACUAAGAACUGGGGCCACUAACAUGUGCCGAGAAGGGCCGAGGUAUUGAGUUGCACUGCGUCACAGUUUCGGUUAUUUCUUUUUGUCUUCACAAGGAAACAUAAGCUCGACAUAUGUGAUAAAUGUCCAAAUUGGGAGAAAGAAAUAGCUUCUUAAACAGUUUCUAUGAUAGUUUGAUCAUGAAAAACACAUUAAUCUCGUGAAAAACUAGUAUUAAAUUUGUCUCUUCGGACAAAACAAGGCCAGUAUUUGUCAGAGGAAGUUCCAUCUGGCACAAUGUCCUUUCACCCCGUGAAGUUAGAGCCUGCGUGUGGAUGAGUGCAGCCCAGCGUGCUGAGCAUCUGAUAGACGAGGGCCAGAGCCCAGGAAGCAGAUUUAUCCUUAUCUCCGCCCGGCGUGCAGCGAGUAAUCACACGUUGUUACAAACACGGAGCAUCCACACCCAAACUCUGCAGCCAAACCCAUGUAAUUUCUACCAUGUGAGUGUUGGUCAGCGCCGGUGCUGGGGAGAGGUCCCCCCCCCCUCCUCCUCCACCGACAUCACAGGCUCCGUGGGCUGGAGACGCUUCUGAUGACGUCAUAUGGCGAGCUGGCUCUGGGUGGUUUGCAGCUCUGGAGGUCCCUGAACAUAUGUAGCGACACAUGAUGAAUGAGUAGGAGCAGUAAAAGCUGACAAGUGGAGGUUUGUUGACGCCUUUUCUCGGUUUAACAAACUACAAUAUUGCAGUUUCGUGCUCCAGCUUGUGGAGGAAAAAGUCUCCAGAGCUUUGUUGUUGGGAGAAACUUCACCUCACCAGGAAAUGAUGUGAUUCACCUAUUUUUAUCCAGAAAGACGAGAAGGGAGGAUAAAAAUACUCUCGUCUUUCAGAUCAGUGAGCGGCUGGUUUCCAUUGUCUGGACACUUUCCUAAUUAUCCACCUGUAUAUAAAUGUAAAGAAAUGAAAUAUAUUUUCACUGAGGUUUUUUUUUAGUACACAUUGUAAAUAUCUUAAAAUUUGUCUGAGCUGCAUUUUGUACUGUAAAAAAAAACAAAAAAACAUUUAAGUUAUGUCAGUU